Messenger RNA from Panthera uncia (snow leopard), 7424 nucleotides. It is a transcript of the gene MTUS1, whose product is annotated as microtubule associated scaffold protein 1. Lineage: Eukaryota; Metazoa; Chordata; Mammalia; Carnivora; Felidae. The transcript is spliced from 15 exons. The coding region runs from base 1487 to 5305 and encodes 1272 amino acids. Gene Ontology annotation, molecular function: microtubule binding. The record is from RefSeq and is a predicted model, not a curated record. Gene Ontology annotation, cellular component: nucleus; cytoplasm.
AGGGCCCGUUAAAGAAUAAAGGAGUGACUGAACCGUUUGUUAAAAUAUAUUCUCCUGAAAUGGUGAGAAGCCACUGCCCCAAACCCCACAUGCUUCCUUGGGUUGCUGCACCACAGCAGUCCUUUCUGGGUGAUUCUGUGGACCUCCCCCAUGAUCCCACAUUGAAGGGGAAAUGCCUGGCUCACCAGGGCUCUGGCCUCCUGGACUAUGUUCCAGAGCUGUGGUCAGCACAUGUUCAGGUUUGGUCUUUGACUUUUAGGAGUAGUGUCCGUGCCUUUUUCCUCCUCCUGUUUAUGAACCUUUGAAAAAUAGCACAUACGUUAUUACAGAUGAGAUUAUAGAUGAAUUACAAUUGCAGAUUAUAUAAUUAGAGAAUCUUAGCCAUAAUUAUAGAUGAGUUAUCGACGAGAAGUAGUUUGAUGGACAGAGCUACGUUUGAGAGACAGACUUAGCCAUCACCUCAGAGCAGAAAGAGGGCAGGCCUCACCUACAGCUUUCCACCAUAGGGACAGGGCUUGCUACCGCUGGAGGAGACCAGGGUUUAUGCUCAGUGGGCAGUAGGGCUGGGAGUAGGUAAGAAGAGUGAGGCCUUGGCCUGAAGUUGAGAAUGUAAGGGGUGCCAAGAAACCUUCAGUGAACAAGAUAAAUAAUAUUUUUUUAUUAAAAAAAAAUUUUUUUUACAUUGACUUAUUUUUGAGAGACAGAGACAGAACACAAGUAGGGGAGGUGCAGAGAGAGGAGGAGACACAGAAUCUGAAGCAGGUUCCAGGCUCUGAGCUGUCAGCACAGAGACUGACAUGGGGCUCGAACCCACAAACGGUGAGAUCGUGACCUGAGCCAAAGUCGGACGCCCAACCGACUGAGCCACCCAGGCCCCAGGCGCCCUAAGAUAAAUAAUAUUUAACAUGUUAUUAUCAACAAUCAGAAUUGAUGUAAAAAAAAUCCAUACUGAGCAAAAUAUAAAAAAUACCUUAGAGAUAAGAUUGGUAUUCCUGACUUUGCCCUUUGCCUCAGGCUCCAGUAUGGCUCCAUUGCGCAGGGUUACUGAUCCUGUCUUCAAUUUAGUGCCUGAGGCGAAUGCCACUCAACUCACCCUUGUCCUUGACCCAUCACUUCUUCCCAGAUUUACAGAAUCCCUUAAUCACUUUAUUUCUUCUGGGCCGAGGGAGUAAAAAAGAACAGGGGCAGAAACAUUACACUGACUGAACUCCCUCCACCUGGAAGGAACAAACUCAAGUGGAUUUAGAAGAAACAUUCUCCAGGACUGUAAAAAUUUCCAAUUUGCUCUGGACGGGAGUAUUCACUUGGAGAGGAAAGUACAGAAGCAGGCAUUCAGAGGGAACAACACAUCAUUACAACCUGAAAGCAUCUUAGAAGCUUUCGACUGUGCUAAAAAACCUAGGAGAUAGACAAUUUUUCCUUUCCUUUCAUUGGAAAGGAUUGAAAGAAGAAAGAAGAUGGCAGAGGCUUAAAGUUGAUAUUCAGGAUGAAUGAUGAUAAUUCAGAUGAGAAGACAGAAGAUGAACGGCUAUCCUUACUUCUCAGUGGUAAAAAUGGAAAUACCUGUGCAUACAACCAAAACUCCCCACAUACACAAAACUCCUCAGCCGAUAGUGUGAGUUGGAACUCUGCGAACCCGGAUGACAUGGUGGUUGAUUAUGAAACCAGCUCUGCCGUGGACAUUGAUGAAAACAAUACUUUAACUCCUCAGUGUGUAGAAGUGCUUCAUCACCAAAAGUCAUCAAGUGAGUUGAUUAGGAAGGAGGUGUUAGACACCCACAAAGCCUCCACACGUCAGUCUUGUGUGCACGUUGUGAAUACAGAGGAGCCAAAGUACCCGUCUAACCGUUGUCAUUCCCUGGAAUCAUUACGGGACCAGAGUGCUGAGACAUCGCUGCCUUUUGUGUGGAAACCCAACGAUGAUGAUUUGAACUGUCCACAUUGUCUUACUGCCUUGGAGCCAAACCAGACAUUUGACAUGACAGUGGAUGAUGUUGACUGCACCUUUGUAACACGUCAUGCCAUUGGGAAGAGUCAGUCUUUGCAUACCACUGGAAAUCUGCAGCCAACCGGCAUGAGGAGUGGAAACCCAUCUUUAUCCUGUUCUACAUCUCCCUGUUCUGAUAAGAUACAUGUAAGAGAAUUGAAUUAUGAUCAAGACAGCUUUGAAAACCCUCAAGCCACAGCAGCAGAGGCCCAAGAUACAACGUACAUAGCAUUUCCUAAUGUGAUGCAAACUGGUAUUGUUGUUCCAGAUCUUGGCAUUCAGUGUCAGUAUUCCACAGGACAGAUCACCAGUGACUACACAGAUGGGUCACAGCAAGGAUUAGUUGGAGAAAAAGAGAUACAAGCUCCAACACCAGUUUCUGAGGGCAUGGAUGUUCCCAAUGGGGCUGUAUUACAAGAGUUCUUUUGUUUAUCGAAAGAUGAACCAAAUAGUGAGACACAUUCACAGGCCUCAUAUGGGCAAAAGGAAAUGGGCCAAAAUCUCAGAGAAACAGUGUCCAAUUGUCUUAUAGAUGAUGAAUGCCCUUUACUGGUGCCAGCUUUUGAUAAAAGUGAAGCCCAAGUACUGAACCCAGAACAUGAAGUCACGGUGGCUGGAGAUGCACACAAUGCCUCUCAUGAAAAGGAUUUGGAAACCCAAAAUCGUACUGUAGAAUUGAUACUGACUAGCCCACUGGGACAGAAGAUGGCUUCGUCAGUUGAACUGAGUUGGGAUGCAAAUGAUAUGGUCAUUAACACAAAUAAUACAGUUUGCAUGUCAACACCAGUCCUAGAACCCCCAAAUACAACCUUUUCUAUUUCACCUAUUGAAGUGGCAGAGAAAUGUAGUAAAGUGGAGAAGAGUCAUCAAGAACUUAGAAAUGUACCGAGCUUGAAGGGGGCACCUGUGAACACGUGUAAACCUAAUCUAGGAAAAUUGACAACUAAAAUGAAUACUCCAAUAGGCAGCAAAGUUAGAAAAACCGAAAUUAUAAGUUACCCAAGACCAAACUUCAAGAAUGUCAAAGCAAAAGUUAUGUCUAGACCAGUGUUGCAGCCCAAAGACCCUGCUGCAUCAAAGGUCACACCCAGAUCUCAGCUAACCGUUGCCUCAUCACCCUUAUCCGUGUCUUCCUCAAGACAGUUGACAGCUUUGAGCAAAACACCAAGGUCUGACUUGAAUGCAGAUACAAAAGCAGAAAUCCUAAUUAACAAGACACACAAGCAGCAAUUUAAUAAACUCAUUACUAGCCAGGCUGUGCGUGUUACAACUCAUUCUAAAAAUGCUUCACACAAGGUUCCAAGAACAACAUCUGCCAUGAAAUCGAAUCAGGAAGAUGUUGACAAAGCAAGUUCUAAUUCAGCAUAUGAGACUGGGUCCGUGGCUACCUUCUUUCAGAAGAUGAAAGGCAUACUCCCUGUUAAAAUGGAAAGCACAGAAUGCUUGGAAAUAACAUACACUUCUGACAUCGAUGGGAUUAGCCCUGAAAAGAAGGGUGAAAAAGAAAAUGGGACACCUAUGGAAAAACAAGAGCUAAAAAAGGAAAUUAUGAAUGAGACCUUUGAAUAUGGUUCUCUGUUUUUGGGUUCUGCUUCAAAAACUGCAGUCACCUCAGGUAGGAAUAUUUCCAAGCCUGACUCCUCCAAUUUGAGGAAAACACCUGGUUCAAAAGCCAAAGUGGGGCCUUCUGUUUCCUGUUUGAGGCGGAAUAGUGACAGUAGAAAUCUCAAUUCUGACCGGGCCUUAUCUCCUCAGAGGAUCAGGCGUGUGUCCAGUUCUGGAAAACCUACAUCCUUAAAAAAAGCACAGCCGUCUUGGGUGAAUUUGCGUAGACCACUUCCUAAAUCCAAAGCCUCUUUGAAAAGUUCUGCGCGGAGGGGGACAGGAAGCGCGUCCUCUGUUGCCAGCACCCACAGUGAUCUGAGCACUUACAGCAGUAACUCUGGGAAUGCCACUGUCAUCAAGUAUGAGGAAAAACCUCCCAAACCAGCAUUUCAGAAUGGUUCCUCAGGAUCCUUAUAUUUGAAGCCUUUGGGACCCAGAGCUCAUGCACACUUGCUAAAAACUCCUCCAAAAGGUCCCUCAAGAAAAAAUCUGUUUACGGCUUUUAAUGUGGUUGAAAAGGGCAGGCAGAAGAAUCCCAGAAGUUUGUGUAUCCAGACACAGACGUCUCCAGAUGUGCUAUCUUCUGAAAAAACACUUGAGUUGGCUCAUUAUAAAACAACAUGUGAAAACCAAAGUGGAUUUAUCCUGCAGCUCAAGCAGCUUCUUUCCUGUGGUAAUACCAAGUUUGAGGCAUUGACAGUUGUGAUUCAGCACCUACUCUCUGAGCGGGAGGAAGCGCUGAAACAACACAAAACCCUAUCCCAAGAACUUGUUAACCUUCGAGGAGAGCUAGUCACUGCUUCAUCGACCUGUGAGAAAUUAGAAAAAGCCAGAAAUGAGUUGCAAAUAGCUUAUGAAGGAUUUGUGCAGAAGCUGAACCAGCAGCACCAGACCGAUCUAACAGAGCUAGAGAAUCGGCUUAAAGAAUUUUACACCGGGGAGUGUGAAAAGCUCCAGAACAUUUACAUUGAAGAAGCGGAGAAGUACAAAAACCAACUGCAAGAGCAGUUUGACAACUUAAAUGCUGCCCAUGAAACCUCGAAGCUGGAAAUUGAAGCUAGCCACUCAGAGAAAAUUGAAUUGCUGAAGAAAGCCUAUGAAACCUCCCUUUCAGAAAUCAAGAAAAGCCAUGAAAUAGAAAAGAAAUCCCUCGAGGAUAUGCUUUUUGAGAAGCAGGAAUCAUUAGAGAAACAAAUCAGUGAUCUGAAGAGUGAAAAUGAUGCUUUAAAUGAAAAGUUGAAAUCAGAAGAACAAAAAAGAAUAUCAAGAGAGAAAGCAAAUUUAAAGAACCCUCAGAUCAUGUACCUGGAGCAAGAGUUAGAAAGCCUGAAAGCCGUGCUGGAGAUCAAGAAUGAAAAACUGCAUCAGCAGGACGUCAAGUUAAUGAAAAUGGAGAAACUGGUGGACAACAACACAGCGUUGGUUGACAAACUGAAGCGAUUCCAGCAGGAGAAUGAGGAAUUGAAAGCUCGGAUGGACAAGCACAUGGCAAUUUCAAGGCAACUUUCCACUGAGCAGGCAGUUCUGCAGGAGUCCCUGGAGAAGGAGUCCAAAGUCAACAAGAGACUGUCCAUGGAGAACGAGGAGCUGCUGUGGAAGCUGCACAACGGGGACCUGUGCAGCCCUAAGAGGUCCCCCACGUCCGCCGCCGUCCCCUUCCAGCCACCGAGGAACUCCGGCUCCUGCCCCAGCCCCAGCAUCUCACCCAGAUGACGCCUUCUGGAAGCUGGGAGACUGUCGGAAAGCAUCUGUAACAGGUGUGCGGGACUGACCCUAACCACGCUCGACGGAGUGAGAGCUACAGUAGCGGACAUGUAGUAACCACGCUGGAACUGGAGAGUCGCCGCCCCCGAGGCUCCUUCUGAGACUGGAACACUCUGGAGGAAGACUUGGACCCCGUCCAAGAGCCCCCUGGCCAAAGACCUCAGAACGGAUCCGCAUGGACGGACGCUGUUGCACAAAGCACUUAAAGAACAAGAGGGUCUUGUUUGUUGCCUUUUUCACCUAAGCAUAAGGCGGAAAGAAAACUCUCAGGGGCCUGUUAAGAUAAAGAUGUAUAACCUUUAUAAUGUUCUUCACCGCGGACACCUUCUUGGGAUUUGUGUUUUGGUCUGACUGGGGAUGUGUGAGUGGAAGGGAUGCGGCAGACUGUCCCGUGUCUGAUGCCACCUCCUUCGCUGUGUCCUGAAAGGCAGGUGCCACACACAGCUGGGUAUGUACUAACCGAAUGCUAGUCCGUGUAUGCACUUCCGCAAAAGCCAUAGAGGGAGGAGCAGUAGUUGCUUGAAUUAAGACUCUCUACCACCAACUUGGCUCAGCCCUUGACAGUGGGGAGCGGUAAUGACACGACGAGCUGGGACUCGUCCACGUCCGUACAGCUCUCUGUCCUUCUGCGAUAACUUGCUGGCAGUCUCUCAGUGUUCAGCCACAUCAGUUCAAACUAGCUAGAUUUUUUUCUGUAGGUUUUUAACUUCCCUCUGUAAACCUAACAUUAUACUACAAUCUAUUUUCUCAGGCUAUGAGCAAAUAUAAGACCCUAAUUUUUCUAAAAAUCUGUAUAAAGAAAAGGGGCAGGACCAGUGGGUUUGCUUCUGCCUUAUUUUUACCUUGACCUGAGCUAUCCCCACAGAUUGUUGGCUCUCCCGUUGUCUUCAUUUCUGCCCUCUUCCUCUUCUCCACACACACCCUCCCCCCCCCCGACUCCCCACCCCUCACCAGAGCCACAAAAGCAAACCUUCUACCUCCUACCUACUCUUCUCUGGGACAAGGAAUAGGUUUUCCAGAGCCAGCUCAUCAUCAAGGUGCCAAAACCACUUUCCAAACAAACCAAGGCCUGGAUGUGACAGUAAAAAUGUUGGGAAACCCUAAAGAGAAUGAAGAAUAAGGCAUUAGCUAGUAGAAGGGAGUAAGGUAGGAUUCAGUGCUUACGGCUAAGUAGGAGCAGCUGGUGUAGGGCAAUGAUGCACUUAAUAAUGCAUUCUGGAAAGAUAGUGCUGAGCUUCUGUGUCCUCUUGGAGGAAUCCUUCUCUGUCCUUGAGGUAGCAGAAUGGUCAGUCAGCGGGUGGAAGAUGUGAUGUGUACAACGCCCUCCAAGCUGCAAUUCAAUUUCUCUUCAAAACUUAUUACCUCUCCCAAUUCUGAUACUUUGGGGGGAAGUAGAAGGAAGAACUGUGGCUUUAUCUCCCUGUCCCUGCAUGUCAGUAUUUACUAACCCGCGUUGCUGACGUCCAGUGGCUGUACAAGUAACUCCUGUAGUGUAAGAACAGAUUCAGGAUACUAGAGGUGGAUAUUUGAGUCGUCAUCUACAUGGACGCUACAUAGCAAGCUGAUAUUCACGAUGCAUGCUUGUUUUUAUUAGUGAUUGUGUCUGAAGCCCUUAACCUCCAACAGUGUAUUAUGUAUGUUACCUUCUGUGUUUGCCUCUGAUAAAUGGGAAUUUAGGCUCACUGCCACCUCCGGGAAUAGCUCUCUGCUUGCCCUUCUGCGUUGUUUUCAAUGCCAUUAGCCAAAGUCGGGUUUGCCAUCCAUCUCCUAGGCAUGGUAACUCUUGUGCUGUUCCCUGCUGUCCUCCAUACCAUUUAGGUGUCUGGGGAAAUCAAUCUUACACAAUUAAUACAAAAUGUCUUCAGAGAAUGGGAGACAAUAGGAGAGAAGAUAGGAAACAGAACUUUAAGAUUUUUUUUUUUUCAAACCAAAUGUUUCUCACGUAGGACGGAAAACGUUGGCACGUCAUAAAAAUAAGGAUGUGUAAACCGUAGUUGUGCUCAGUUUGUAGUGAUGGAAAGUGUAUUUUACUUUGAUCAAAUAAAUAAUGCUGGAAUAUUCAACAUAA